Molecule: messenger RNA, 410 nt
Organism: Chiloscyllium plagiosum (whitespotted bambooshark)
Lineage: Eukaryota; Metazoa; Chordata; Chondrichthyes; Orectolobiformes; Hemiscylliidae
Source: RefSeq, a predicted model, not a curated record
ACUGAACUUCGCACAGAGAGAGAGCACACUCACAACAGAUUAAGAGCUCUCCAGAGGGUGAAAUCUGGUUACAUCCGCAAGCAGAAUGGAAGCUGGAUGUUACAUUACUAUAUUAAUGCUGGUUUUACUUCAAGGAACCUUGGCUGUGAAAUACCAACAUGAACAGCUCUCGGUCUUCAUGGCUCAGGACAGCAGCCCCGAUAAACAGUUUGACCUGGAGGAUGACGGAGAUGAGGUUUUAUACAUGGAUUUCAACCUGAAGAAGGAGGUGGCCCGGAUCCCUGAGUUUAACAAUCAUGUCAUGCAGGGAGGAGAGGCGGGGAUCUCAGCCAAUAUCGCCAUCAUGAAACAGAAUUUAAAUGUUUGGAAGAACCUGUCCCGCGGCUCCCCGGAACCGAAAUGUAAGUAAC